AUGCAUCGGAAGUUCGGAACUUUGCGCGCGGUGUCGGGUCAUCCCUCGCUGACACGCUCCAAACCACCCCCCCAUGUCUCGACUACUUUUUCUUGUGAGCAGAGCUGAACGAACACGGUCAAAAGAUUUGCGUCGUACCUCUUGCGCCACCUAAACCCCGUCUACAACCUAUCAGCGGUAAAUCCACACCCAAGGGCAAAUCCAACAAAACUGUGGAUCGUACCCGCUCUUCCGCGGCGCAAGUCGUCGCCCUAGCCGGCGCUCGUUCCCCAAAAUCAAGCAUGUCGUCCACGCAGACCUGGAUCCGAGGAACAUGCAAGGAAACAGCGGAAAAGUUUGAUGUUUCGGAAGAGGAUUGCGUACAGGUUUCGGUUGUGAGGGAGAGUUGUCGGAGUGAGUUCUUUCGUCACUGCAGCUACGUUUGA
Messenger RNA from Microbotryum saponariae, 425 nucleotides. The record is from the annotation of a GenBank genome assembly. Lineage: Eukaryota; Fungi; Basidiomycota; Microbotryomycetes; Microbotryales; Microbotryaceae.